This is a messenger RNA of Galeopterus variegatus (Sunda flying lemur), 1702 nucleotides long. RefSeq names its product cysteinyl-tRNA synthetase 2, mitochondrial (putative) (gene CARS2). Gene Ontology annotation, cellular component: cytoplasm. NCBI's taxonomy places the organism in Eukaryota, Metazoa, Chordata, Mammalia, Dermoptera, Cynocephalidae. The record is from RefSeq and is a predicted model, not a curated record. The transcript is spliced from 15 exons. The coding region runs from base 217 to 1572 and encodes 451 amino acids. Gene Ontology annotation, molecular function: cysteine-tRNA ligase activity; ATP binding. Gene Ontology annotation, biological process: cysteinyl-tRNA aminoacylation.
UGGGUGCGGCCCGCGGGCCGGAACACGGGCGUGCAGGUGUACAACAGCCGCACCGGGAGGAAGGACCCUCUGGUGGUGGCGCGCGCGGAGGCCGCCUCCUGGUAUAGCUGUGGACCGACUGUGUACGAUCACGCGCACCUUGGCCAUGCUUGCUCCUAUGUUAGAUUUGAUAUAAUUCGCAGAAUCCUAACUAAGGUUUUUGGAUGCGACAUAGUCAUGGUGAUGGGUAUUACAGACGUGGAUGAUAAAAUAAUCAAAAGAGCCAAUGAGAUGAGUAUUUCACCCGCUUCUCUCGCCAGUCUGUAUGAGGAAGAUUUUAAGCAAGACAUGGCAGCCUUGAAGGUCCUCCCACCCACCGUGUACGUGAGGGUAACUGAAAAUAUUCCUCGGAUCAUUUCUUUCAUUGAAGGAAUCAUUGCUCGAGGGCAUGCGUAUUCAACAGCAAAAGGCAAUGUCUACUUCGACCUGCAGUCUAGAGGAGACGAGUACGGCAGGCUGGUCGGCGUGGUCCCAGGUCCAGCUGGAGAGCCAGCUGAUUCUGACAAACGACAUGCCAGCGACUUUGCCCUGUGGAAGGCAGCCAAGCCUCGGGAGGUGUUUUGGGCCUCUCCCUGGGGAAACGGAAGGCCCGGCUGGCACAUCGAGUGCUCUGCCAUCGCAAGCAUGGUGUUCGGGAGCCAACUGGACAUCCACUCGGGUGGGAUAGAUUUAGCUUUUCCUCACCAUGAAAACGAGAUUGCGCAGUGUGAGGUCUUCCAUCAGUGCAGGCAGUGGGGAAAUUACUUCCUGCACGCUGGCCAUUUGCACGUGAAAGGCAAAGAAGAAAAAAUGUCCAAAUCAUUAAAAAACUACAUCACUAUUAAGGACUUCCUCAAGACGUUUUCCCCCGACGUCUUCCGGCUUUUCUGCAUGCAGAGCAGCUACCGGUCAGCCAUUGACUACAGUGACAGCUCCAUGCUCGAGGCCCAGCACCUCCUGCUGGGGCUCGCCUCCUUCGUCGAGGACGCCCGCGCCUACAUGAAGGGGCAGCUGGCCUGCGGCUGCGUCGCAGAGGCCGAGCUGUGGGAGAGACUCACCAACACCAAGGGGGCCGUGAGGGCAGCACUGGCCGAUGACUUUGACACACCUGGGGCGGUCCGUGCCAUCCUGGACCUCGUGCACCACGGGAACCGGCAGCUCAGGGUGGCUACCAAGGAACCUCAUGGUCCGAGAAGUCCAGCUGUAUUUGGUGCCAUCGUCUCCUACAUUGAAGAGUUUUUUGAGACCGUUGGAAUUUCUCCGACAAAUCGACAGUGUGUUGCAGGAGACAGCAGCACGGCCACGCUACACAGUGUGGUGGACGAGCUGGUGCGGUUCCGGCUGAAGGUCCGACAGUAUGCGCUGGCCACACCAGAGGCCACUGGGGAGGCCCGGCGGCAGCUGCUGCCCGAGAGGCAGCCCCUGCUGGAGGCAUGCGACACCCUGCGCCAGGACCUCGCUGCCCAUGGUGUCAGCAUUAAGGAUAGAAGCAGUACCAUAUCCACGUGGGAACUGCUGGAUCAAAGGACAAAAGACCCAAAGCUGGGGAGCUGAGGAUGGAGUAACGCCACAGACCCCCAGGCUCACGACACAGCUUCUGUGCUCUUCUAUGCUAAGAACUUUAUAUUAAAGUUUCCUAUUGUGGCUGUUCAGUCAACGUUAAAAUAAAGCAAACCAAUACUAU